AUGCUUGAUGUAGAAAGUAAAACUAAAAUUAAUAACUCUGCAAAUGAAAAAGGAGCAGUAGUGGUGAUUUGUGAAUACAUGAUUGAUCACUUUGGAUUUGAUGAAAAUCUUACAUUCCAGCAGCGGUAUCUAGUAGCAGAUCAGCACUGGAAGAAAGACAAUGGACCAAUACUAUUUUAUACAGGCAAUGAAGGAGACAUCACGUGGUUCUGCAACAAUACGGGUUUUAUGUGGGAUGUGGCUGAAGAACUUAAUGCCAUGUUAGUAUUUGCUGAACAUAGAUAUUAUGGAGAAUCAUUGCCCUUUGGGAAUGAGUCUUUCAGCGAUUCCAAGCAUCUGAAUUACCUGACAUCAGAACAAGCUCUAGCAGACUUCGCAGUACUGGUUGAGUACUUAAAGACGACCAUUGCAGGAGCCCGUUACAGUUCUGUCAUAGCUAUAGGAGGAUCUUAUGGAGGAAUGCUUGCAGCCUGGUUUAGGAUGAAGUACCCCCAUGUGGUAGUUGGAGCUCUGGCAGCCUCUGCCCCAAUCUGGCAGUUUGGUGAUUUGGUUCCGUGUGGCACUUAUUUCAGCAUAGUGACUAAUGAUUUCAAAAAGAGUGGGACGGGCUGCUCAGAAAGCAUCCGGAAUUCCUGGAAUGCCAUUAACCACCUUUCCUCAACAGACGUGGGUUUACAGUGGCUUUCCAGCACAUUCCAUUUGUGCAGCCCAUUAAAAAAUCUUCAGGAUGCUGCUAUAUUGAAAAACUGGCUGAGUGAAACAUGGAUAAACUUGGCUAUGGUGAACUAUCCCUAUAAAGCUGACUUCUUGCAGCCUCUGCCAGCUUGGCCUAUACAGGAAGUCUGCAAGUUCUUGAAGGAUCCCAGUCUCUCCGACAAAUUGUUGCUGCAGAAUGUUUUUCAGGCAGUAAAUUUAUAUUACAACUAUUCAGGAGAAGCCUCAUGCUUAGACAUGUCCGAGACUGCAACAAAGAAUCUGGGCGAGUUGGGUUGGUACUAUCAGCUAGUAUCACUAAGGUAUCAGAGAACAGCUAGUGUGAAAGAUGAAAUUUUUGCUUGGUAUCUGUUCUGGCCCAUCGACAAGAAGGCU
Fulmarus glacialis (Northern fulmar) is the source of this 1089-nucleotide messenger RNA. RefSeq names its product lysosomal Pro-X carboxypeptidase-like. Lineage: Eukaryota; Metazoa; Chordata; Aves; Procellariiformes; Procellariidae. Gene Ontology annotation, molecular function: dipeptidyl-peptidase activity; serine-type exopeptidase activity; iron ion binding. Gene Ontology annotation, biological process: regulation of blood vessel endothelial cell migration; biosynthetic process; angiogenesis involved in wound healing. The transcript is spliced from 9 exons. The annotation marks the transcript as partial. The record is from RefSeq and is a predicted model, not a curated record.